Molecule: messenger RNA, 583 nt
Organism: Trichobilharzia szidati
Lineage: Eukaryota; Metazoa; Platyhelminthes; Trematoda; Strigeidida; Schistosomatidae
Source: the annotation of a GenBank genome assembly
AUUAACGAUUGCGAAAAGGAUAAAAUACAAGGCAUUUUGCAAAGAUACUCCCAAUAUUCACGUAGAAGCUGUUCGUAGGUGUCAUCUGAAUGAUAUCGAAAACCUGGUGCCAUUUUUAUUUCUUGGGACGAUGUACUUAAAGACAAAUCCGUCACCUUUUGCAGCACUAUGGCACUUCAGAAUAUUUGCUUUAUCACGUCUUUUGCAUACUCCAGCAUAUUUAUUUACAGAUGGCCACGAGAUAAGAGGACCUAUAUUCAUGGCAGGAUAUGCGGUUAAUCUUUCCUUAGCCCUACAAUGUUUGGCCUACUACCUUUAAUUUUAUGUUAACUAUGACUCACAGAAACUGUUAAUGAUACUGUACUAUUAAUUUGUUAUCAGCAAAAUGCAUGCCUACAAUAAAUAUGUAGCUUCGAAGACACUGUGAAAAAAUUUUAAGUUACCGUCUUCCAUUUUGUAGUUUGUAAGGAUGAACAGGUAGUAAACUGUGAAUAAAAAUGUUUCCUAACUUCAUCAUUAUCUACAUCAGAGACAUUUUUGAUACUUUAAGCCUAUAAAACUGCAUGGAAAUUUAUGAAUCUAG